AUGCCUUUGCCAACUGUUAUGACCUGCCGUGCCCUCCCACUCGAAGGGCUGCUUGGUGCGGCCAUGUUCAAUGCGAGGAAGCCCGAGCAGUACUUCCUAGCUCGGGACCAUCUUGAGCCUCCAGUGGAGCUCCUCUCGCAGAUUUUUCCAUGGGUCGAGCAGGAGAAUUCUGCCCUGCAGCAGCGGGAGGCAAUGCUCGGCCAUGCAGGACGGGAUAUUGCCUUGAAGGGCUUCCUGCGACUCCUCGUGUGGCUCCGUCGGGUCCUUAUACAGGAUGCUGCUGUCCUGUUUGUCAAAGACCCAACAUGCCCAAUAUUUGGGUUCGCACCCUUUCAAAGUAACAUGUUCCAUGAAUUUGCAGCAAACUCGACAGCCGUGCUUGCCAGGGUUGACAAGGAGGCUCGCAUGCAAGGAUUCGUCGCAUCAUCACGCCUCGCACAGGAAGAAGCCAACCAAAAGAAUGCAGAAGAGCUUGCACUGCUUCGCGAACAGGUUUCACGGCUGGAGAUGGCAGCUGAGUCUGGUCGAUCUCGUCGUCGUCAUCGUG
Suillus subalutaceus is the source of this 547-nucleotide messenger RNA. RefSeq lists its product as uncharacterized. The transcript has 3 exons. The annotation marks the transcript as partial. NCBI's taxonomy places the organism in Eukaryota, Fungi, Basidiomycota, Agaricomycetes, Boletales, Suillaceae. Gene Ontology annotation, molecular function: DNA binding. The record is from RefSeq and is a predicted model, not a curated record.